Molecule: messenger RNA, 2101 nt
Organism: Thamnophis sirtalis
Lineage: Eukaryota; Metazoa; Chordata; Lepidosauria; Squamata; Natricidae
Gene: ADRA2B
Product: adrenoceptor alpha 2B
Biological process (GO): G protein-coupled receptor signaling pathway; regulation of vasoconstriction; platelet activation
Cellular component (GO): plasma membrane
Molecular function (GO): epinephrine binding; alpha2-adrenergic receptor activity
Source: RefSeq, a predicted model, not a curated record
GGAGGAAGGGGAUUUGCCGGGAUGGCUGGGCAGAAACUGGCUUGUGUCCUAGUAGGCUGACAGCAAGAACGCUUGGAGUUUGCAGCUGGCCGGAGCGGAGGCUUCCCUGGGGCUGAAUCUCAGGAUGAAAGCAGGACUUGCUGCCUCGGUUUCUCUCCCGCUGUCCUUCUGCCCCUCCUCUUCCUCUGGACCAGCUACAAAUGGAGAUGUCUGAAGUGUGGCCCUCCAGGAGCCCCCGAAGUUGAGAAGCCGUCCCUCCCCUCCCUUCUGUGGGUUGCUCCAAAAUGACCAUGGCCACCUCAGGGAGCGAAGAGAGCUACAGCAUCCAAGCCACCGCCACCAUCGCGGCCGUCACCACUUUCCUGAUCCUCUUCACCAUCUUUGGCAACGUGCUGGUCAUCAUCGCCGUGUUGACCAGCCGGUCUCUGAAGGCUCCUCAGAACCUUUUCCUGGUGUCCCUGGCGGCGGCAGACAUCCUGGUGGCCACCCUCAUCAUCCCUUUCUCCCUGGUCAAUGAGCUGAUGGGCUACUGGUACUUCAGCAAGACCUGGUGCAAGUCCUAUCUGGCGCUGGACGUCCUCUUCUGCACGGCGUCCAUCGUGCAUCUCUGUGCCAUCAGCCUGGACCGCUACUGGUCAGUCAGCCAGGCCAUCGAGUACAAUUUUAAGAGGACCCCCCGGCGAAUCAAAGGCAUCAUCCUGAUGGUGUGGUUGGUCUCAGCGUUGAUCUCCUUGCCCCCACUGGUUCUCAAGGAGAACCAGAACCUUACCAAAGAGGACAUCCCCAAGUGCGAACUCAACGACGAGCCCUGGUAUGUCCUGUCCUCCAGCACCUGCUCCUUCUUUGCUCCUUGCGUCAUCAUGAUCUUGGUCUACCUCAGGAUCUAUUUGAUAGCCAGGCGCCGGAGCAGACACAGCUCUCAAGCGAAAGGGCCCAACGAGAAGGUUCAAGGGGAGAAGUUGCCAAGCAAGGGGAGCCCACCAGAGGUGGCUCCUCCUCCCAAGGAGGACCAGGCCAAGCCAGGAGGGAACGUGGAGCCGAAUGGACUUCAGGUCCCUCCCCAGGAAAGUAACCAAGUGGACUCCCCUUCACCCUCCACCAAAAACGAUUCUCUCCAGAGCCAGGAGGGCCGGGAGCCAGAGCCAGAUUCUGCUGGAAGCCCUUCUCCAUCCUUGCCGGAGAAGAAGCCAUCUUCAGAAUCGAGCCCCAUGGACUGCCUCCCAAGCAACGAUGUCCAGAGGAGCAACGGAGCACCGUCCAAGUCGCCACAAGGCAUGGACACUUUGGCCACGGCCGGAGGGGAGGUCCAGUUGGUGAGGAAGGUCAAGACGCUCAGCGCCAACCCUUGGAAGAAGAAGACCCACCUCAACCGUGAGAAGAGGUUCACCUUUGUUCUCACGGUGGUGAUUGGGGUGUUUGUCAUCUGUUGGUUCCCCUUUUUCUUCCUCUACAGCUUACGGGCCAUCUGCCCCUCGGGCUACUGCUCUAUCCCAGACAGCACCUUCAGGUUUUUCUUCUGGAUUGGCUACUGCAAUAGCUCCUUGAACCCAGUCAUCUAUACCAUCUUCAACCAGGACUUCCGCAAAGCUUUCCGGAAGAUUCUCUGCAGGCAAUGGACUCAGACGGCUUGGUGAGACCGGCUGGGGUCUCCACGGGGAGAGAGACCAAGGGGGAACAUGGUGGGGUUUUGGGGGGGUCCCUCUCUUGACACAACUCUAUAAACAAAAAACCCAGAAACUUAUUUAUUCAGGGGGCCUUUUGUGUCAACAGGUGAGGAAUUGAGGUGAGUGCUGGAUCUGACGUGAGAUUUUUUUCAGAAAGUUUUCUGGGGAAGCAAGUGUGUAUGUGUGUGUGUGUGAGAGAGAGAGUGUGUAUGUUUCCAGAGAGAGAGACAAGUAGGAGGUUGUGAGCUCGAUCCCAGCUAGAGGCAGAUGUAGGAUCUCCUGCUUGGGCAGGGGGUUCGACUAGAUGACCUGCAAGGUCCCUUCCAAUUCUGUUAAUCUGUUCUCUGUCUGCGUACAGAAAUCCACACAUGGACAUGGGUGUUGUUUUUUUUUCCCAAUGUAUGUUUUUCACUAAAAUGACUUUGCCAAAGUCCAAA